This is a messenger RNA of Python bivittatus (Burmese python), 5736 nucleotides long. The record is from RefSeq and is a predicted model, not a curated record. NCBI's taxonomy places the organism in Eukaryota, Metazoa, Chordata, Lepidosauria, Squamata, Pythonidae.
AUCCUUAAACUGGACAUUCUUAACCUGGGCACUACCUGUAUAUACUUUUACUAAUAUCAAUGAGGACUGCAGGAGUUUUUCCCAGUGCAGAAAGGCUCUUUUCAGAUGCGUGGAGAAAUCUAGUCAUCUAUCAAAAUUUAUCUCUUCCCCCAUUUCUGCUGUACAUUAGGGAGAGCAACUGGUAGUUACCAAUUCUGCCUGUAAAUGACACUUCAUGGGAGUAGAAGCAAAAUCAAGGGAAUUCACCAGUCACUAACUCGUGAUUGCAUUAAAACUCGAAGGACAGUACAACUUGCUGGCCUUGUUGCUGAGGCAAAAUGGGGCUCGUCAGUCACAUCAGCAAAUUUUAUGCCAGUUAAUUUUUCUCUACCAGCUCAGAGAUUCAAGGACUGCACAUUAAUGCAAAUCUAUUUCAAAAUGUUGGAAGAAGGUUAGGGAUUCAAGUGGGGCAGACUAUAUGGAUACUGCAUUGUUGUAACCAUGGCUUUAUAGCAUGAGCUGAAUGGGAACAGGAAUUCAACUGUAUAUUUUAAAAUUCUAAUAUUUUCCAAAAUUAAUUUCAUUUUAGUACUUUUCACUAUUGCAUUCCUGGUUUAUUUGAGAAUAGAUGGGAUUUUACAGUAUCUUCUCUUGAUGUUUUUUUACAUCCUCUUGUGCUUUAUUCCAUAUGAGGAUAGGUUUAUUCAUAUCCCUAUCUCUGGAUGUGAAAAUAAUGUAAGACAAAUGCUAUGCUAAAAUAUGGAGUUAAGAAGUAGCCUGAAAAUAUCCCUUUUUCUAAGGUACAGCUCAGAGGUCUCGAACUCCAGCAUCUGAAACAUUUGCUUUGAUUCUGAAGAAAACUCUCUGAUGACGUGGUGAUGAGUCUUCCCAUUUCCAGCUGAGGUAAAGAUUCUAGCUCUGGAAUGGCCAGCCAGGAAACUGAAGUUCAGAGACUGGUGCUAGGUAAUGAUUCAAUGAUAGAAGGAAUAAGUGACCAGGUUUUGCUGGCCGUUGUGCUCGGCUUCACGUUCCUUGUUGCACUGAUAUACAUGCUAUUAAGAGAUGGGCACCCAGAUAUUCAUCCAGAGAACCAAGAACUAGUGAGGGCAGUUAGACAACAAAUACAGUCAGAACAGGAAAAUAUAGUUGGUGACAGACAACGUUUCUAUACUGAUAUGUCCUGCCCGGUGUGUUUACAACAGGCUUCAUUUCCCAUUGAAACAAACUGUGGACAUCUUUUCUGUGGUUCCUGCAUUAUUGCAUAUUGGAGGUGCGGAUCAUGGCUAGGUGCAAUACACUGCCCUAUCUGCAGACAGACGGUAACUUUAUUUUUACCACUCUUUGAUGAGGGACAAGAGGAUGCAGCACAGGUGCUUCAUGAUGUCGGUGAUUAUAACAGGAGAUUCUCAGGACAGCCAAGAUCGAUUAUGGAAAGGAUUAUGGAUUUACCUACAUUAUUACGUCAUGCAUUCAGAGAAAUGUUUUCUGUUGGUGGUCUCUUCUGGAUGUUCCGCAUCAGAAUAUUCCUCUGUCUCCUGGGGGCUUUGUUGUAUCUUGCAUCACCAUUGGACUUUCUACCCGAAGCUUUGUUUGGAAUAUUGGGAUUUUUAGAUGAUUUUUUUGUGGUUUUUCUGCUACUCAUAUAUAUAUCUAUCAUGUACCGAGAAUUUGUGACACUGAGACUGAACAGAUGAGGCAAAUGUCAGUAAUUAACAUUCAGGUGCAUUAAGUGAAUUAGCUAUUUUGAAGAAAAACAUCUAGACACAAUUUUGGUUAUUAAAUAGCCUUUGUUUGAUCAUCUUAUGCAAUCAAUCACAUCUUUAUUUCAAUCAUAAACCAGCAUAAGAUAACAUGAGAUUAUAAAAGUUAUCAACUUAUGCAAACAUGAGGAAUUGAUGUCAUGGUGCUUAGGGAACUGGGAAUUCAGUGUGUGAUAUAAAAAAGGUGUAACACAUGCUUAUGUAUGUUUACAACAUAUGAGUGAGUAGUUACCAUUUAGGCCAACAUCAGUGACAAAAAGGAAUUUGCCUUGGAAUGUUUCAUUUGAAUUAGCUGGACAUGUACUUAAAACAUUGUUCAAUGUAUAAUCUCAUAUUCAAUGUAAACUUUCAUAAACUGCUUUAAGCCUUCUGCGGGUAACCAGGUAAAGGGGAUUGUUAUUUUAAACACAAUUGUUUAGAAUGUCUGCCUGUGCAGGAAAUGCUCAAGCAGUACAGUUAUUAAAUAAGCUUGAGUUACAACAUAAUAUUGCACAAACAGAAUAAGUACAGUAUUGCAACUGUGUACAAUUAUGUGUUCUCUCAAUAUAAUUUCCCCCCCAUGGAAUUGCACUGUCCACUGUGGAGAGAAUGCUGUCUUCUCCAUAACUAAUGAUUGUAUGUAGUAAGGUUUUGCAUUACAAAGUUCAUGUUUUUGUAAAAUAGAAGAUAGCCUAGCCUAACAUGGAUGGAUGGAUGGAUGGGUACAGUAUUAGACAAAUAUUUGAGUUUAGAUCAUAACUGGCCUCUCUAAUCAGGUGAAUUACUAAAUGAAAUAUUAAAUAUUGCUGGUAGAGCCAUUAGCUGAAAUCUAAAACUGAAUUUUAUAGUGAAUAUACUUGAAAUAAGAACUGGUAAUGGGGACCAUAGAUAUUUUAUAUAUAUUCUUACUUUUGAAAAGCAUAUAAAUACUCCUUCAGAGUCAGCCUCAUUGAACAUUGCAGGCCUUGCUUUUCAACAAGCACACAUAAUUUUAGACUACAAGUCUUCUCAAGUUUCAUUUCAAAGUGGUCCUAAAAUACUAUGAAAUGCCUUGUUUAAGCCAUUUAACUGUUCUUGAAGAAAGAGAAAAUGACUAACAGGCCUAUGAAGUCACUGCUUACAAGGCUGGAGAAACUGUAGCCUUCCACAUGAUGUGAACUGUAACUUCCAGCUUUCCUUGCUAUUUGUUGUCCUGGUUUGGGCUAAUGGGAUUUCAUAACUAUAAUUUCUCCAUCUUGCUAUUUCAUUUCAUACUACAACUGGAAAUACCCUAACCUGUGAACAACGCCCUGUCUCCUUAGACAUAUACAGAACAGUGUCUUCACUAUCAAAAAAGAAUGAGAAUAGGGAUAAAGGUGCUUGGACUGUAAAGGGUGCUAUAUACAGUACAAAGCUUACAAAGAUGCUCUCCAAAAAUAUGGAUGUGGAGAACUGAGCUACCAUAUAUGGAAUGUGCUUAAUCCCUUAGCCAACCAUGAAAUAAUUAUUUAGGUCUUGCUUUUUAGCAAAUUCCUGCAAAGAAUGAAAGCAUUGUUGUAUGUUAAUAUAAGGUAUUUUAAGAGAUAGUUAAGACAUCUUGUGGAGAAGAUGAGGGAAUACCCCCUUCUGGUCUAACUUCUCUAUGGUAGCACUGUCAUUAUGAAGACUUGUAUUGGCAUUGAUCUUAAAAUUAUUAAUAUUAGACAGAUUUUUUAUUCCAGUUAAGUUUAGAAACUGAAUAUUGAAUACUGUUCUAAUGUUGAAUAUUGACUAAUUUUAAUAGUUGUUUAAAUGCCAAUAGAAUUCUAAACUGUGAUUAAUGAGGGGGGGCGAAUGCAUUUCAGAGAGGAGGGAGUGUGAGAUGUUUAAGUCUUAUUUCCAAUCAUAUAGUACACUUAAAGGAGGGGAAACACUGUGCAUUAACACUGACUUAAAAAAAAAUCCAAAUCUUUCAGUUUGAUGAAAUCAUUGCCAAAGAAAUCUCCCAUUAUUUCGCUGAUGAAACAAUAAUCUCUCGACAAAGACUGGAUUUGAAAUCCCAUUUUAGUUCUUGGGGAUUCCAAGUGCCAAUAUGUUGGAAUGUACAUGUUAAGUACAUUUAAAUAGUAAUUUUUGUAAAAUGAACUUGUGUCUCUCUGUUAUCUUCUCAAGAUGCUGAAUGUGACCAUGGUUUUCUUUAAAAAUGUGGAACCAUUUUCAUUGUUGUUUCUAUAAACAUAUGUCUUAAAUUUUCAAAGUUAUGUCUGGAGAACAUGCUUGAAUGUAUUUGCUGUAACUGAAGCUUAUAGCAGCUUGUUCUAUCUAUAUCUGAACUGAAGAAAAGGGAACACAAUAAUUGUUUAGAAAGAGAAGCUACUUCUGUGCUAACCCUUUUAAUACUUCACUCACUCCGUUGUCAUUAGUAGCAUCUGGACACAAUUUCUUGGCUCUCAGGUAAAAUUCCAGCAUGAUGUGAAUUUUGUAUGAUGUUUGGCUAGCCCCAAUCCUGUCUCUGGAGAGCAGGAAAGAAAGAGUCAUAAGUUAUGAAACAUAGAAGCUUGAUCAAGUAUAUAUGUUUACAAAGAGGACUUUUCAAACUUUAAGCUUAUUUUAAAGGCCUGCAUGUGAUACAAUUGCAAAAUCAAAGCAAUUAGGUACUUUCUGCUUUCUAUUUUCAUUUUCGGUGAAGCUGAGGCAUAAUUUUGAGCAAAAUAGCUUGAAGAUCAUUACAAGUAGAGCUUUAAUACCCUACUUCUUUCUAUACUGAUAUUUUUCUUGUAUUUUGGCCCCCUACUUUGUCAACAGAAGUCCUCUUACAUAGUUUUGGGAUGCCUCCCAGGUGGGGCAGCAAUCAGUAUCACAUAAUACACUAAGCUAUAAUAUGGCUUAUUUGAUUUUAACUUAUUGUGCUAUGUUGGCCUAGCACCAGACUAUUUAGUAAAUAAUUAUUCAGUAAAUCCUGGCAAAACAAAUUAUGUCUUAGUGCAAUGUAUGAACCCAGUCUGGGUGUUCUGAUGAUGCUCUGAAAAGUCAGUUCAGGUGGCAUCAUGCUUUCUGAUUGGUGACAGUUUAGAACUUUUAUUCUGGGAAUUUUUCUAAGAAAUCUUGCAUUUCAUGGAAAUAGCCUAGGUUAACCUUCGUGAACCUGGCUCCUUCCAGAUCUGGGAGGUGCAAGGGGGAGAGAGAGAAUAAGCCUUCCUGUUAUACAUUAUCUUUUUCUCAGCUUGUACCCACCCUCCAACACACAGAGAAACCCAGGUUGAAUUUGGAACUCUGUAUGUAUACAAAAAAUGCUUCUGUUUACUUUUAAUCUAUGGUUAAUUAAACCAUUGCUAUAUUCUUUGUUAAGAAUUUAGGAAAAGAGUAUCAUAAAGCCUCUAAUGUAGUUGUAAUAUGGAAAUAGUCCUACCAUUUCUGCAUUACCUCAGGUGAGUAGUGUUGCUUUCAUUAUGGAAAGCGGAAAAUAGCUAGAUUUGAUUGUACUAUAGAUAGCUCUUCAUCAAGAAGAAACUUCCUCUGUCAGAUCUUUGGUAUAGGGCAUGAAUGGUCUAAUCUUGUUUUACAUACUGCCUUCAUAUUUAGAUGGGUACCACCAUACACCUAUUGCACUAAUUUCUAAAAGGAAUUGAGAUUCCUUAUACAAAGGGUAUUCAAUCACCAGUUUACAUACAGUAAUCAAAUGUCACAUCCAAAUUCAGUUUUAUAUUACGUAUAGUAUUAUCUCAUUAGAACUGUUCAGCUUUUUUUUGUUCCUUUUUUUAAAUGCUACCCAUUGAGACAUAGUUUUCAGGAUGGAUUGUACAUUUUAUGGCCCUGAAAUCCUAGUUUAUUAAUCAGACUAAUACUGUACAAAAACACUGGCUUAAGCGAUGGAAGCCACCCUUUUUAGAAAAUCUUGGCAAGAGAAAAUAUUUCAAAGAAAAUCUGUAAUCAUAUGCUAUCUAGUUGAACCCACAGUAUUUUAAAGCAGUUCUGCCAUCUAUUGAUCUUGUCAUUAAAAACACUAUUGCAUAUAUGAAUUAUGAUAAGAUGACUUUCAUCUAAGGAAGAAUAAUAUCUA